UGUUACUCUGAAUGCUAAUAUAAGUCUCCUCGACACUGGUUAAACGUAGGUGUUAUGCAAUAAAUGUGAUGCUGAGGACACUGGGAUUAGGCAAUUUGUAACGUUAGCUGGCGACCCUGUACUCUACACGGAGCAAGCUAGCUGGUUAGCUAAAGUAUAUGUAGUUACCGGCUAUCUGCACAAGCAAGACGUAUAGCUGCAUUUGACUGGACAAGAUAGCUAUCGGCUGUCAAAAUAUCAAGCCGUAUUCCUCUGAACUGAAACUAGACUUGUAGAGCAAGUGUAGUUGGUUGGUUUUUUUUCUUAGUUUAAGCGCGAAAACAACUUCUUAACUGUUUCAGCAAUGUCUUUAUCUACAACAGCAAGAAGAUUAUUUAACGUCAGUGUCUCACACUGCUCUUUGACAUUAUCAAGGUAUACUACCACAGCUAAGUCUUCGUCGAAGGCAAUUUCAUUGACCUGUCCGAGUAAACUUUACAUUCCGAGGAGGGAAAUAAGUUAUAGUAAUGUUGCCGGACCUCUCAGGUCAGAAAACAAAGUGACAGUUAAUUUCGUCAAUCGAGAUGGAGAGAAGAUAACAGUAAAAGGAUCCCCUGGAGACACUCUCUUAGAUGUUGUCAUUGACCAGAAUCUAGACUUUGAUGGAUUUGGUGCAUGUGAGGGGACGCUAGCCUGCUCCACUUGUCACCUCAUCUUCGAGGAGGAGGUUUACAAGAAGCUUGGCCCAGUCACCGACGAGGAGAUGGACAUGCUGGAUCUCGCCUAUGGCCUCACUGACACAUCACGCUUGGGUUGCCAGAUCUGCCUUUCAAAAUCCCUCGAUGGAAUGACGGCUCGUGUGCCCGAGAGCGUCGCAGACAUCAGACAGUCGGGCGAUGGCUCUGCCUAGUGUGUGCGGCUAGCCUAGCCCUCCUUCAACUACUGUACCUCUGUAAUUAAGGAAUAGACAUGUAAAUUUCCAUUUAAUCAGAAGGGAGUGGAGGCACAUGACAUAAAGUCUCUGGUCCAGAAUUGUUUUCAUUUUUUUUCCCAUUGUACGAGAGGGAUGACCUCAGGUAACAAGAGAGGUGUGUUACACUUUAGCAUAAGGUCCAUCAAAAGUUAGAGCAUGACAUACAUGUAGAGCGUAAGAUCUAUAGUGUAAGUUAUGUCCUAAACAUUCAUAAACAUUGAUUACUUGUGGUUUGCUUUUUGUUUAGUGGCAUUGUGAUGCUGGUGCCUUGAGUGCGAACACAUUUUAUAUUUUAACCCAAUAUAAAAUAAACAGUCUGGGCAUUUCAUAAAGAGAAUAAGAGGAUAAUGUAACUGAUUUUGUGUCAUACGUUUUUUUUGGAGCGGUGUAACACAGUGGGAAUAGAGCCCAAAGAGAAGAACCCAUGUCAAAACUGUGUAUGUUAUGGUAACACACACUGAUGGCUGACAUUCAUGUACGUUAAUACAAAGCGGCUUUACAUUACAUGACUAUGUUAUAUUCAUGUAACCUUUUUGUUUUAAAUUGUAUGGCACAGACCGAGGUGUUUCCCACAAGUACAACGCAAAGAAAUAAUCCGACAGCUUUAUAGGUUGUAGAGCUCUGAGUUGAAGUAAACAGACUUUUUCUUGUUUUAAUGUGAUAAGUUAACAGCACAGGCCUCUUCGGUCUGGUGAUAAAGUUUGAAGUCAUCAGGUCGGCUUCUCAAGCAAUGAUGUCAGUGCCUCUGUAAUAUUAUAUAUAUAAACGCUGUAAUUAGUGAAUCACUAAUGUAAAAUUACUCCAUAUGUACUUUUACACUUGAAUAUAAAACAAUCGUACAGAAUUGUGUCAAAUGUUAAAAUAAAAUAGUUUG
Molecule: messenger RNA, 1826 nt
Organism: Chanos chanos (milkfish)
Lineage: Eukaryota; Metazoa; Chordata; Actinopteri; Gonorynchiformes; Chanidae
Product: adrenodoxin
Exons: 4
Coding region: 344-889 (181 amino acids)
Biological process (GO): P450-containing electron transport chain
Cellular component (GO): mitochondrion
Molecular function (GO): 2 iron, 2 sulfur cluster binding; electron transfer activity
Source: RefSeq, a predicted model, not a curated record